AUAAGGCACGUCACCACUCAACAUCUGGUGACUGUUUUGAAGAAGGCGGAAGUUUAUCGCCGGAACUGUCAAGUUUCCUGCUGUGAGUCUUGUCGGUGUUCAGGAUGGCAGAACCGUAUGUGCGACAUGUAGAGCUUUUGGGCUUUGAGAAAAGGUUCUAUCCAAGCCAGCAUUAUGUGUACAUGAUCAUGGUGAAAUGGAGCGACCAGUCAGAGAAACUGAUCUACAGAAAAUAUCCAGAAAUCCAUAUUUUCCAUAAAUCUCUGAAGGAGAUAUUCCCAAUUGAGGCAGGCGACAUUAACGUUAAAGACCGUAUCAUUCCUACAUUGCCAGCUCCAAAAUGGCUCGACAGCCAGAAGUCAACCGAGACUAGGCAGGGCACUCUGACGGAAUACUUUCAAUCUCUGCUCAACCUGCCUUCAAAGAUCUCCCAGUGUCAGCUGGUCAGAAACUUCUUUAAAGUACGGCCAGAUGAUGAGAGUCCUCCAGCUCCUCAUCCACAAAAACGAAACGAAACCUUUGUCUUAAACAGGGAUCGAGCAAGAACUGCCACUUCUGAAAUCACAGGUCCAAUCAUGCUGGAUACCUAUAGAGUGAUCGCAGAUUACACCAAAACCUCAAAAUAUGAGCUCAACCUGAAAGCAGGAGAUUUGGUGGAUAUUGUGGAGAAGAGUUCCAAUGGUUGGUGGUUCUGCCAGUGUGAGGCACAGAGAGGAUGGGUUCCAGCCUCCUAUCUAGAACCACUUGAUGGACCUGAUGAGUCUGAGGAGCUGGCGCCCAACUAUGCAGGAGAGCUGUACAAAACCAUUAAAGCCUAUAAAGCAGUGCAGAACGAUGAGAUCACCCUGGAGAUUGGAGAAACCAUUGAGGUCAUCCAUAAGCUUCUGGAUGGCUGGUGGGUGGUCAGGAAAGGAGAGGACACGGGGUACUAUCCCUCCAUGUUCCUUAUGAGUACUGGGGAAAGGAAGGAAGUGGAGGCUGAAAGGAGCAGUGUGACCAGGAACACCCCACCACCCAGGAGAUCAACUAUACGCAAUGCCAAGAGCAUCCAUGCCAAAGGUCGUCAACAAAUCAGCCAGGACUCAUACCGCAGACAGAGUCGCAAAUUUUUACAGCAGCGAGGAAGACUUGCGUCCCAGCCGAGGAAAAACUCCAAAACCAUGAUGGAGGAAAGUCCAGCUGCCAACAAAGAAGAGGCAAAGAAAACCCCAGCCAUACCUCCUAGGCCUAGUCACGAGCUCAUUAUGGAGCGCUGCACAGAGAACACACGCAAGAGAAUCAGCAUCCAUGCCACCUAAGGUGGACUUGAUCCCGACCUGAACGCUCCGCACUGCACCCAAAUGAAGAACGCCAAGCUUGAUUCUGUCACUGCUGCAGGAUUUGCACGAAGUCUUUCAUAAAAAGUUGCAUGGCAUGAAACAGUACAUCUUAGGUGCCGAAACUACAUAGCAUAGUUUCAUUUCCCUGUUCAAGCACGUCUGAUUUAUAUUUAACAUUUGUAAAAAGUCACAUUAACCUGUGUUUAGCGUACUGUAGGCCAGGCAACUUCUGUGCGCCAUCUCUAUAACCAAAGAGGAAUGUAGUAGUUUUAAGCACUGUGUAAGAAUGUUACAUGACCGUGUAUGUAGUUUUCAAUAAGCUAGUGUUGUUUUUGUUCAUUGUACUUUAAUAAAAAACAGAUAAAUAAAUAAAAAAUAUAAA
Molecule: messenger RNA, 1701 nt
Organism: Neoarius graeffei (lesser salmon catfish)
Lineage: Eukaryota; Metazoa; Chordata; Actinopteri; Siluriformes; Ariidae
Gene: ncf1
Product: neutrophil cytosolic factor 1
Exons: 12
Coding region: 105-1298 (397 amino acids)
Biological process (GO): superoxide anion generation; respiratory burst
Cellular component (GO): cytoplasm; NADPH oxidase complex
Molecular function (GO): superoxide-generating NADPH oxidase activator activity; phosphatidylinositol binding; protein binding
Source: RefSeq, a predicted model, not a curated record